This is a messenger RNA of Acinonyx jubatus (cheetah), 7164 nucleotides long. RefSeq names its product c-Maf inducing protein (gene CMIP). Gene Ontology annotation, cellular component: cytosol; nucleoplasm. NCBI's taxonomy places the organism in Eukaryota, Metazoa, Chordata, Mammalia, Carnivora, Felidae. The record is from RefSeq and is a predicted model, not a curated record. The coding region runs from base 3332 to 5194 and encodes 620 amino acids. The transcript is spliced from 19 exons.
CCUUGCACAGAAAGAAGGUUUGAGCCCCCCGCUGCACUUUGCUAACCCCUGCUUUAAGCUCCUCCCAGAGAGCUCUGGGACCCAUGACCAAAGAAUCCGGUGGCCACACUGGACAUGGCAAGAUGUCACCCACCCGUCCUGGUGAAGGGGCUCAGUGGGAGGAUCAUACCACAAAGCCAAGGGCCAGGCUCCUGGGAGCCUGGGAGUCAGGGCUCCAGAAGUGUCCCUGUCCCAACCACACUGUGAUUCAUGACCAGAUGAGCUCAUUGGAGUUUUGGGGGAUGAAACCUGCUAAUUUAUCACCACAGCAGAAUGAAUGGGUCCCUAUGGGUCCUGGGUAGGCUUCUCUCUGCCCUGGAGCUGCCCUGUCCCAGAGCCAGCGGCCUGUCUAACCCCCAUGACCAUGAUCUCACAGCCCCACUGUCCACCUGCUGCCCCCACCCACCGCCUUCCCGCAGCUCCUCCCCCACCGCCCUGGCCGCCUGGCCUCGGGUUCUCCAAGCCUCUUGUCACUGAAUGCCACCAAGCAUUCUUGAACCCCCUCCACUCAUCGUGUCUCUCGGUGAAUCUCUCUCUCCUCUCCACUGUCUGCACUGGCCCUGAGGGACAUGAUAGAAAGAGAGAGACCUCUGGAAUUAACCAGAGUAGAUUUUGACUCCUGAACCGACCCUUUCUAGCAGUGUGACCUUGGGUCCUGAACUCACACCUCUCUGGCCGUGAGAGUCGUACGUGUGAGCAGGACACUGGAGGCUACAGCACAAGGUUGCGGGUGCCCCUCUGAGCCACCGCACUCUGAAGGCUGCUCACCGGGACCGCACGUGGCUCUGCCUGGGGGCACGUUCCUCUCUGGCUGCAAGAGCAGUUUGUCCACGGUGCGGGGCCCUGGACAAGAGGUGUCCAGAGAGUGGGUGGGCAAAUGCAGCGUCCUCGCUCCCUGGGGGAGGGGAGCGGGGAGCACUGUCUCCUCAAGCUCCCACGCGAUUCACAGAGGGUCCCACAGCGGCCCAGUCGUAAUGCUUGGUGGUGCCCCGUUAGUGACUGCUUCUUCCUCCACGCCCUGCACUGAUGUGCCCCGCACUACCUCUCAAGUCAAGAAGCCAUCUGCACUUGGGUUCUCGUCUUAGGGUCUGCUCUGGGGGCUGCUUAGCCUGUGGCAGGUCCCCGGCUCCCCGGGUCACAGUGAGGAUGGAGAGAGCUGAUUGAUGCCCAGGAAUGCCUAGUGCCUGGUGGAUAGCGUGAGCUCAUUACACUUUGGCCCUUGUCUCGAGCCCUGGGACCCUCUGGUUUUGAAUGCAGCUUCAGCCUCUGUGACCACAGGUGCUGGGGACACCCACUGAACAAGGGCUCCGGUGCCUGGGGACUCAAAAGAGAGUGUCACCCUUCCCCACUAUGGAGGGGGUGUGUCGGCGGGCCCCGGGCUGGUGCUACCCCGUGGGCCCUCUUGCCCGGACCUUGCUACCUCGGGGUCUCAGUGAUGUCUGAGUGUGGAGAGCCGCGGGCGGUCCUCACGGCCACCUACCCCCACACGCUGGCUGUAUCUGGCAAAGUUCCAGCGGGUGGGGUGGAACAAUGCUCACCAAAGAUUAAUGAUAGCUAUUUCUAGGUUGUGGGAUUUUGGAGGCCUCUUUUCACUUAUCCCCUUCUUUGUGCGUUUCAGCAUGGUUUAAAUUGCUGACAACGAGCAGGCAUCGUUUUCACGAAAAGAAUGAAGUCAUUAUUCUUUCAAAGGUAAAUAGCUUGCAGCUGAUCCGAAGAUAGGGCCCUUACAGCUCAGACCGUAUUCACAUCUAGGAUCUGCUGUGGGAACACAUGGGUGUGCAUCGUGUGGUUUUCUUUGGGGCUUAAUACACGGCGAGUUUACGUGACCAUUUCACGGUUGCUUAAAAAGCAAGCAAUUCUCUGGGUACGGAGCAAACCCACAGCGUCCAGGACUCGGAGGGGCCUUCGUCUUCAGGGGCGGAUCGGGUUCUUGCCUUGGGAAGCGUCUCCACGGCUUUAGACUUGGGGAACUUUGGCUCUGCACAGACCAGGCGGUGCGGAGGUGGUGCCUAGCUGACGGUAACUAGGCCUGAGGCUGGUUACCGGCCCAGGGAGCCCUCUGGGAACUGGCUGUGUCUCGUCAUUAAAGUCCUGGGAUUCACUAAGUCCUCACUGUCACCGUCACCCCCACCGGCCGCCUGUGUUCACUGAACGUCCGCCCCUGACAGCUCGCCGCGGCGUCUUCCAGUCCUUAGAGCAUCUGCAGUGAUUGACAAGUCCGUGUUUCAGGUGGUUCCUCUGUCUGCCGCCCCUCGGAGAGGCAUCAUCGCUCUCUGGUUUUUGAUGAGGCGUGGUGACUGCCAGACCACAGCCAGACCAGGAGGGAGAGUAAAGGGCAGGCAGGUGGAAGACGGGGUACGGGGACCAGCCAUACUGAUUUGCUUAAGAAAGAUCCGGGCUGAUGAGGGAAAUAGACUUUGGUGUGAGUUCGCUUUGUGGGUGAUGGUGGUGGUGAUGGGGCCUGAUGAGCAAGUGAGAGACCAGAAAAUCGUGGAGUUUGGGAACAAAUAGGGGGAAGAAAGUAGAGAUACUAUUUGUACUGCUGGAGGUUGUGCAUUUCGUCCUCUUUUUCCAAAGAGAUGAGUUAUGUACCCGGGUUCCCUUUUUGUUGCCAGUGGCUAAUUCUGUUUGGACUCUGCCUGUGAAUGUAACUGCGUACAGAGGGCGGACCAUCGUGGGUCCAGAAUUUGUCAAAGUCACACCCUGAAAGAGGCUGCAAAGUAUUUUCCUGCCUGAUUUAUGGAAGAGGAACUGAGGCUCAGUAGGUGACAUGCUUCAUAGAACCGGGCCUGCGUGAGUCCAAAGUCUGCCUCCUGUGCCAUGGCGAGGCCUCACCCAGCAGUUAACUCAGGUUGGUAGGGAGCACAUCCCCAGAUACUUCCUUGAAAGUGCUGGGUUCCAAGAUCACUUUGUAAUUUAUAACUCAGAAACGAAAGGGUCAGGGAGACCCCCGGCGGCCUCAGUGGGGGACCCUGACCUCCUCCCUCCCCACUCCUUCAUUCAGACUCUGGCUCAGAGACUGUGACUCGUCACCCCAGCUGGCUGCUUGGUGCGGUGACACUAAACUUAGGUUUUCCCCAGGGAGCAGAGCACUUAAUGAAGGAGUUCAUCCAGUGGGAGAGUCCCAAGCCAGGGCAACAGUGGGGCCGGCAGCUGCCGGGGCCGGGAGGCACUUUGGCUGGGACCUCCGCCUUCUGAGGGCUGCUGUUUCCAUGAUGUCAGAGAGGCGGAACUCACUCCGCCUCACAUCGAGGGAGACAGCAGCCCGUGCCCCAGUUCUUCUCCGCUUUGGAUGCAGCCCCGAGCAAAGAAAAAGAUUUACAAAUAUAAGAAAGUUCUGAGUAACCCAAGCCGUUGGGAAGUUGUCUUGAAGGAGAUCCGAACUCUGGUGGACAUGGCCCUGACAUCCCCCCUGCAGGAUGACUCCAUCAACCAAGCCCCACUGGAAAUCGUCUCAAAACUGCUCUCAGAGAACACAAACUUGACUACCCAGGAGCAUGAGAACAUCAUUGUGGCGAUUGCUCCUUUGCUGGAAAACAACCAUCCACCGCCAGAUCUCUGCGAAUUCUUUUGCAAGCACUGCAGAGAGCGGCCCCGGUCCAUGGUGGUCAUCGAAGUGUUCACGCCCGUGGUCCAGAGAAUCCUCAAGCAUAACAUGGACUUCGGGAAGUGCCCACGACUGAGGCUGUUUACUCAGGAGUACAUCCUUGCCUUGAACGAGCUCAACGCGGGGAUGGAGGUGGUGAAGAAGUUCAUCCAGAGCAUGCACGGCCCCACGGGGCACUGCCCCCACCCCCGGGUCCUGCCCAACCUGGUGGCCGUGUGCCUGGCUGCCAUCUACUCCUGCUAUGAAGAGUUCAUCAACAGCCGUGACAACUCCCCCAGCCUGAAGGAGAUCCGGAACGGCUGCCAGCAGCCCUGUGACCGGAAGCCCACCUUACCUCUGCGCCUUCUGCACCCCAGCCCGGACCUGGUGUCUCAGGAAGCCACGCUGUCCGAGGCGCGGCUCAAGUCCGUGGUCGUGGCCUCCAGCGAGAUCCACGUGGAGGUGGAACACACCAGCACUGCCAAGCCGGCACUGACGGCCAGCGCGGGCAAUGACAGCGAGCCCAACCUCAUCGACUGCCUCAUGGUCAGCCCUGCCUGCAGCACCAUGAGCAUCGAACUGGGUCCCCAGGCCGACCGCACGCUCGGCUGCUACGUGGAAAUCCUCAAGCUGCUGUCGGACUACGAUGACUGGAGACCGUCUCUGGCCAGCUUGCUUCAACCCAUUCCAUUCCCCAAAGAAGCCCUCGCACACGAGAAGUUCACCAAGGAGCUGAAGUACGUGAUUCAGAGGUUUGCCGAAGACCCGCGACAAGAGGUACACUCAUGCCUGCUGAGCGUGCGGGCGGGCAAAGACGGCUGGUUUCAGCUGUACAGCCCCGGAGGGGUGGCCUGUGAUGAUGACGGGGAGCUGUUCGCCAGCAUGGUGCACAUCCUCAUGGGCUCCUGUUACAAGACCAAAAAAUUCCUGCUCUCCCUGGCGGAAAACAAGCUGGGACCCUGCAUGCUCCUGGCGCUGAGGGGGAACCAGACCAUGGUGGAGAUCUUGUGCCUCAUGCUGGAGUACAACAUCAUCGACAACAACGACACCCAGCUGCAGAUCAUCUCAACCCUGGAGAGCACGGGCGUGGGCAAGCGCAUGUACGAGCAGCUGUGCGACCGGCAGCGAGAGCUGAAGGAGCUGCAAAGGAAAGGCGGGCCCACCAGGCUAACACUGCCCUCCAAGUCCACGGAUGCCGACUUGGCUCGUCUGCUGAGCUCCGGCUCUUUCGGAAACCUGGAGAACCUCAGUCUGGCCUUCACCAACGUGACCAGCGCCUGCGCUGAGCACCUCAUCAAACUGCCUUCUCUCAAGCAGCUGAACCUGUGGUCCACUCAGUUUGGAGACGCCGGCCUGCGGCUCCUGUCGGAACACCUCACCAUGCUCCAGGUGCUGAACCUGUGUGAGACGCCUGUGACCGACGCGGGCCUGCUGGCCCUCAGCUCCAUGAAGAGUCUUUGCAGCUUAAACAUGAACAGCACCAAGCUCUCGGCUGACACCUAUGAAGAUCUGAAGGCCAAGCUUCCCAACUUGAAGGAAGUGGACGUCCGCUACACGGAAGCCUGGUGAAGCUCCCGGCUCGGCAGGAAGGAGUUUGCCGCUGCAACACACGACUUUUGACUAAUAGCCGUAGAGCGCCGGUCCUGGGGUCCCGCCCCCAGGGUCCCGGCUGUGAGAUAGAUGGGGGAGUCUUUCUGGGGGCAGAGGGCGGAGGGGGGAGGGGGUGGGGAGGGGGGCCGUAAGCACGCCCAGCCCCGCCUAAUUCUUUUAGCUUCACAAUUGGAAACCUUGACCUGAUCCAAAAAGGACUUUGUAGCAACCAGAGGAGCAUCAGCGGGUCGGGGGAGAGGGUGGGGGAGGGGUGGGGGCCUUGGGGAGGGGGGACCCUUUGUGGAUUUUCUUUGCCUUUGUGUUCAAUGCCGUGUGGGAAAAGUCAACUCCGAUGCCACCAUCACACGACCCUGAUGGGCCUCGAGGGCCGAGGAAGGGUGCUUUCUUCCUCACAAGCUCCACCGAGAACUCGCCCCCGCCCCCCACCAUUGGGACAAGAAAACCCAGACAUGUCAUUGCACCGUCCUGUGUCCUCGCCAUUGCUAUGCAAAGUGAUUCUUGUUGUACAUAAGAUUUAAAUAAUGCGCCUAUUUAAGAAAUGUUGACAAAUUGCGGGUCUGGGACCUGCCUCUUAUUUAUGAAGUCUUUGACCCUCCCUCCCUCCCUCCUGCCCUCCUACCCCGCCCUCCCCUGGCCCGUAGUACUGUAUAAACCAGUCAGCUGUUGGGGUAGUGGUAGUAUUAUUGUUAUUUUUUUAAAGGAAACAGACAAAAAAAAAAAAAAACCUCCUUGGAAAAUUAAUUGCUUUUUCGUAAUGGAUUCUGUAUGCUAAUGCUCGGCCGUCUGUCCGCCCGCCCCCACUGUGCGUUUCCAAUUCCCAGAUGUCUCCAACUUGCCCCCGGGUGAGGGUCAGGCUGGGGGGCAGAAGUGGGGUCCCCACAUUGUAGUCCUGUUCCUGCCAGGCCCCGGCUUUCUCUCAGCCCCCUCUUACGCCGUUUGGGGGGUGCUAACCUGUCCUCCCUGGUCCAUCCCCUGGAAGAGCUGCCCCGGCCCCGGCCCCCGGAGAGCUCCCAUCUCCGGUGGCCUCUGCCAUCCCUGUCCCCCCUGAGACUGCGGCCUGUGGCCUCCCCGCCACCCUGUGCUUCACGUGGUCUCCUCACGCAUGCCUGCUUCUCUGCAUGGUCUCUUGGGAGAAGAGAGAGACGUCGCCUCCACCAGCCUGACUGCCCACCCCACCCCUAUGAAUGUGACCGCUACAGCACAGACACCCUUUCUGUCCCCACACCUGCCCCGAAGACAAACCAACCUCCGUUUCUUUUGUAAACAGUCGGCUUUUUCUUAACAAGCCCUCCCUGUACAGAACAGCCCUUUUAUGGUUUACUUGGGGUCCCCUCUCCCCCCAAGCCCCCUCUUCUGUUGGUUUAGCACAAAUACCGUCCCCCUCCAGCACCCCCAGCCCUGACCCCUCAGUCAAUGUAAUUGUUUUAUAUAUAUUUAAUCUUAUUCAAUGGAAACCAUGCUUUUGUCGUUUUAUACUUUGCUAGGUAGACUUUAUUACCCCCCCCCCGACUAUGCCCUCAUUUUUUUAAAAAAGGAAAAAAAAAAAGAAAUUGGGUUUCAGUCUUAAUUCAUUUUACGUGCCAGGUUUUAUUUUGUGUGUGCGUGUGAGUGUGUUCUGUUUCGUGUUUUGUUUUCUUCUGUUGUUGUUGUUUUCUGUUGUUUGGUUUUAUUCUCUCCCCUCCGGUCCCAAACUUUAUAGCACUCUGGUGCAGGAAGAAGCAGAAGCAAAAACAAAAAAACAAAAAAACAAAAAAAACAAAAAAACAACAACAAAAAAAACUCUAAAAAAGAAAAAAAAAGAGCCGAGACAUGCCAUCUUUUCCCUUCGCACUGUUGCUUUUCCUGAUGGUUAAUACUACUGUCACGUUAGCUGUGUUCAGAGAUGUGAAAUACUUUCAGGCAAAAAUAAACUGUAAGUGACUCAUUGA